UCAUGAAGUGCUUGUUGCCUCUCACUCCAUCAUGGAUUAGAUCUCACAUGGAAGUAUUGGGAGGAGGGUCUCUUCUCUCUAUUUAAGGAGGUGCAGACCUCUUCCUGUUUCUCCACAGAGAAUUCCUCUCUUUCUCUGUCCCUCCCUCUCCCUUUUUCUGUGAUCUCAGAUCUUCCUCUGUAGAAAAAGGUGGGAGUCUCUCAGAAGAGUGUCUAGAACGCAAACAUGGUGAAGAUCUGCUGCAUCGGUGCCGGCUAUGUCGGUGGCCCAACCAUGGCCGUCAUUGCCUUGAAAUGCCCCAACAUCGAGGUGGCCGUCGUCGACAUUUCCGUCACCCGCAUCGCUGCAUGGAACAGCGAUCAGCUCCCGAUCUACGAGCCCGGCCUUGAAGACGUCGUGAAGCAGUGCCGAGGGAGGAACCUCUUCUUCAGCACUGACGUAGAAAAGCAUGUCUGUGAGGCCGAUAUCAUAUUCGUCUCGGUGAACACCCCCACCAAAACCCGUGGCCUCGGCGCCGGUAAGGCUGCUGACCUUACCUACUGGGAGAGUGCUGCUCGCAUGAUCGCCGACGUCUCAAAGUCCGACAAAAUUGUGGUGGAGAAGUCCACGGUCCCCGUUAAGACCGCCGAGGCCAUCGAGAAGAUCUUGACCCACAACAGCAAAGGCAUAAGCUACCAGAUCCUCUCCAACCCAGAGUUCCUCGCAGAGGGUACUGCAAUCCAGGACCUGUUCAACCCCGACCGGGUGCUUAUCGGCGGGAGGGAGACUCCGGAGGGGCAGAAGGCCGUCCAAGCACUCAAGGAGGUCUAUGCCAAUUGGGUUCCCGAGGACAGAAUCAUCACGACCAAUCUAUGGUCAGCUGAGCUAUCCAAGCUCGCUGCUAAUGCCUUCCUAGCGCAGAGGAUCUCGUCGGUGAACGCCAUUUCGGCGCUCUGCGAGGCCACCGGGGCAAACGUGGCGGAGGUGGCCUACGCCGUCGGAAAGGACAGCAGGAUCGGGCCUAAGUUCUUGAACGCAAGCGUCGGAUUUGGUGGCUCCUGCUUCCAGAAGGACAUCCUGAACUUGGUCUACAUCUGCGCGUGCAAUGGCCUCCCUGAGGUGGCCAACUACUGGAAGCAAGUGAUCAAGAUCAAUGACUACCAGAAGAGCCGGUUCGUGAACAGGGUUGUUUCCUCCAUGUUCAACACUGUUGCUGGGAAGAAGAUUGCUGUGCUCGGGUUCGCGUUCAAGAAGGACACCGGCGACACAAGGGAGACGCCGGCCGUUGACGUCUGCAAGGGGCUGCUGGGUGACAAGGCCAAGAUUAGCAUCUACGAUCCGCAGGUGACGGAGGACCAGAUCCAGCGGGAUCUUGCGAUGAACAAGUUCGACUGGGAUCACCCCAUCCACCUCCAGCCGAUGAGCCCGACGGCGGUGAAGGAGGUGACCGUGACCUGGGACGCCUACGAGGCCGCCACGGGAGCACACGCAGUCUGCAUCCUGACCGAGUGGGACGAGUUCAAGCGACUGGACUACUCGAAGAUCUACGAGAACAUGCAGAAGCCUGCCUUUAUCUUCGAUGGACGCAAUGUGGUGGAUCCUGAGAAGCUCAGGGAGAUGGGAUUCAUCGUGUACUCGAUCGGGAAGCCAUUGGAUCCCUGGCUAAAGGACAUGCCUGCUGUGGCCUAAUUGGGGGCUCUGUUGGAAGAGAGAGAGAGAGAGGGAUUCUUUCCGGAUCACAAUGCUAAGGUUUCGUAGUGGUUGUCGUAUCAUUAUACUUAUGUUUGGAGUGUCUUAUUAUAUAUGGAGCCAAUUGUCACUGUAAUUGGUCUCAUAUGGUAUGUAAGAUUAAGAUUAGUGUACUAUUAUUAAUUCUUAUAUAUAAGAUUUAUAAUUGUAGUUAA
Messenger RNA from Musa acuminata subsp. malaccensis (wild Malaysian banana), 1883 nucleotides. Its product is annotated as UDP-glucose 6-dehydrogenase 4. NCBI's taxonomy places the organism in Eukaryota, Viridiplantae, Streptophyta, Magnoliopsida, Zingiberales, Musaceae. Gene Ontology annotation, biological process: glycosaminoglycan biosynthetic process. Gene Ontology annotation, cellular component: nucleus. The record is from RefSeq and is a predicted model, not a curated record. Gene Ontology annotation, molecular function: UDP-glucose 6-dehydrogenase activity; NAD binding.